AUGUCGGCCGGAAGUGGUCACCAUAGUCUUAUGGGAGGUACGCCUCACCAGGUCCCCGGACCAAGAACACAGGGAGCUGCAACUGGUGGUCAACCGCUUUCGGCGACUGCUAACCAAUUUGUGGAUAAAAUUGAUCCAUUCAGCAAACGUGGGACUAGCAGAAGAAGGAGGAUUGUUAAUAGCAGUCGGUAUCACGCCGAAAAUGAGCCUGAAUUGGUUCAACUCCCACUAAUCAAA
This is a messenger RNA of Ostertagia ostertagi, 237 nucleotides long. The record is from the annotation of a GenBank genome assembly. NCBI's taxonomy places the organism in Eukaryota, Metazoa, Nematoda, Chromadorea, Rhabditida, Trichostrongylidae.